This is a messenger RNA of Penicillium pulvis, 723 nucleotides long. RefSeq lists its product as uncharacterized. Gene Ontology annotation, biological process: regulation of DNA-templated transcription. The record is from RefSeq and is a predicted model, not a curated record. Gene Ontology annotation, molecular function: DNA-binding transcription factor activity, RNA polymerase II-specific; zinc ion binding. The coding region runs from base 1 to 723 and encodes 240 amino acids. NCBI's taxonomy places the organism in Eukaryota, Fungi, Ascomycota, Eurotiomycetes, Eurotiales, Aspergillaceae. The transcript is spliced from 3 exons.
AUGGCUCCUCCGAAACUCCUCGCCCCGACACCGGGCCGCCCUCAUAAGACCAAAGAUCAUAUAAUAACCGCUUCUACCAAGGCAACAACCGCCUGUUCAUCCUGUCAAAAACGCAAAAUAAGAUGUAUUGGAGGUAUACCAUGCUUGCCCUGCCAGAAUGCCAAAAUUGACUGUGUGAGCAACUUGGAAAACGAUGGCCGCCGGAAGAUUACUCUCAAACGCAAAAUCGAAGCCUUGGAGCAGGACCGCAACUUAUUGAUGCAACUCAUGGAUACGAUCCGCGAAGAUAACAAAGAAAAAUGCCCUAGCGUCCUAGACUUGAUCCGGAGUAAUGCGCCUUUAGAGGAGAUUAAGUUAUAUUUUGCGGAAAGUCUAGACCAAAGCAAUGACGGCAAUACUCCCCCAAAGCGCCAAGAAUCCGUUGGCAGCUCUGCCAGUACCCCUCGCAACGUGAUGGAUGUCAAGCGGAUAUGCGAUACUCCUAUAUACCCGGUUCCUGCGCAGCCAUGGACAUCUGUGUCGAAUGACGAUGCCCUUGUGUCACACCUGAUAUCACUUCAUUUUACCUGGAAUGGAAUCACAUCAAAUUGGAUUGACCGCGAUCUGUUUUUGAGAGAUAUGAGAUCUGGAAACCUAGAUGCCAACUUCUGUUCACCUUUGCUUGUUAAUAGUAUCCUGGCCAUGGCAUGUUCUUGUAUUAAUUGGUGGAACGUCAUCAGUUAA